GGUAUAAGUAGGAGUGGGACAGCACUUGACGUGACAUGUCACGUUACGUUGAUAAUGCCAAAGCAUGUUUCCCACUAUUGUGGGUUUGUGUUAUUUUAUUUUACCUCACAGCCAAGACACUAAAGGGACCAACUGCCUGAUUUGAGUAUCUUGCAGACUUUUGCCUUCAGAGUGGACAAGAGUCUCCCGACAAGUGACAUUAUCAGGAUGAUCGUGCUGUGGGUUACACUGCUUUUCCUGCAUCAUGGAUAUUCGCUGGUUCCAAUGAUCACAGUUCAUCUUGGUGAACCUGUGACCUUCACAUGUGUCUUACCUGGUACAGAGUUAAGCAGUAGACAACUCUACUGGUACAAGCAGAGUGCUGGGGAUACUCUGAAAUUAAUUGUGACACUAUGGAAAUCUACAAAACCUAAGUUUACACCAGAGUUUUCUGAAUCAAGACUACAAGUAAACGAUCAUAGGAGUUUUAUCAACCUGACCAUAGUGAAGACGAUUCAAGAAGAUGAAGGAAUGUAUCACUGUGCAAUCGUGGAGUGGAUUGAAACUAAAUGGAGUGGGACAUAUCUGUCAGUAAAAGGAAACGCUCAGAGGACAUCAAACUAUACUGUUGUUCAGAGUCCAACAGUAUCUGAUCCAGUUCGUCCAGGAGAAUCAGUGACUCUCCAGUGUUCAGUCCUCUCUGACUCUCAGAACAAGACAUGUUCAGGAGAUCACAGUGUGUACUGGUUCAGAGCUGGAUCAGAUAAAUCUCAUCCAAACAUCAUCUACACUGAUGGAAAUAAACCUGAUGAAUGUCAGAAGAAACCUGAUGCACAUUCUCCUCCAAAGAGCUGUGUUUAUCACUUCUCUAAGACUGUCAGCUCCUCUGAUUCUGGGACUUAUUACUGUGCUGUGGCCACAUGUGGAGAGAUCAUUUUUGGAAAUGGAACAAAACUUGGGAUUGAAGGAAGCUUCGUGUGGUCACAAACAGCCAAUACAGUUAUUUUUCUGCUGUCUACUGUCAUGGCUAUAAGUCUGAUUGUCAUAACCUUCCUCAUUCACGCUAUCAAGAAGUGUGACUGUUGUAAUGUUGCUGUUGCCCUGCACAAAAACAGUGGAAGUCACAAAAGUCAACAGACACCUGAAGACAUGUUGGUUUAUUCUUCUGUCAUAUUCACCAUGAUGAAAGAUGGUGGUGGUGCAAUAAAGGAUGCAAAAGCAGCAGAGAGAGAGAGGAUCUAUGCUGCUGUGAAGGCUUUUGGACUGGAUUAGUGAGUAAACAGAUCUGUUUUGUAUCUUUCAGUACUGUGCAGUAUGAUUGUUAAGCUAAAGGGUUUGUUAGGAAGUACUGUACAUAUUGUAAUGUAUAUCAUUUUAAUCAGUUGGCAUGUUUAUCCUAUCCAAUCCUCUGACUCUGUUCUGGCACCAAUAUAGUAGGUGGACUAAAUCUCAGAGAGAUCAGGAGAUUUUAAAUUGGAGAAAAAUUAUGUACACCUGAUAACUGUGCCCUGUUUGUUUCAGUAUUAUUUUUACAUUCCUAUGCGUUUUUGCAAACGGAUGGCAAAUGAGAGAGAGAUGAGGUCUCAGUCAGUGCUCUGUAUAGUAACUGGUAUCAGAAGAAAGUCAAAUCAGAUGAAACUUGGUCUAUUGCAUCAUUAUGUAUAAUACUGCUGUAAAGGCUUUUUGACUGGAUUAGUGAGCUAAUAGUUCUGUUUUGUAUCAUGUGCUGCCGUACAGUGUGAUUUAGUUGAGGUCAGUCUGUUUUAAAGCUAAAAGCUUUGUUCUGUAGUACUGUACAUAUUUAUCAUUUUAAUCUGUGUUUUAUCCGAACCAAUCCUCCUAUGUAGAGAAAAAUGAUACAUACCUGAUGACUGCGUUGUGUUUGAGUAUUUUUAUAUGCAUUAUGUUGUGUAUAUUUAGAUGCAUUUUGAUAGCACGUAGAGAUGACAGGAAAUAAGGGAGAUAUGCGGUAUCAGUUAGUGCCCUGUGUUGUAACCAGUGUCGGUCAGAUCAGAGAAUGUGAUUUGGAACUGUAUCAAAAUACAUCAAUAAAAAUUGUUUUUCUGUAUCAAAGUGUUGCUACUGCUGUGAUCUGUUAUUUUGCAAAAGUGCUGGUUAUUCUGAAGAUUUCCAAACACUGAUCAGGAUUAGUGAAAUCUAUCCGAUAUCGUGUGUUAGGUGUAAAUUGGACUUUGU
Molecule: messenger RNA, 2175 nt
Organism: Lates calcarifer (barramundi perch)
Lineage: Eukaryota; Metazoa; Chordata; Actinopteri; Centropomidae
Exons: 7
Coding region: 208-1251 (347 amino acids)
Biological process (GO): response to bacterium
Source: RefSeq, a predicted model, not a curated record